Molecule: messenger RNA, 852 nt
Organism: Rangifer tarandus platyrhynchus (Svalbard reindeer)
Lineage: Eukaryota; Metazoa; Chordata; Mammalia; Artiodactyla; Cervidae
Source: the annotation of a GenBank genome assembly
AUGCACAGCGCUCGGCUUGACAGUUUCCUGGGCCAACUGCGCUGGGAACUGCUGUGUGGCCGGGACUCCGGCUCACCCCCAAUGCCUGGUCCCCUUCCUCCACCCCCCAAACACCGCCCAGGCGUGCGGCUCAAGCACCAGCUCAGGGCCUCAGAUGCAUUGGAAGAAGACUCGGUCUGUGGUGUGGAGGAAGAGGAGGAAGAAGUUGGGGUGACAGGAGACAGGAGUGCAGCCUUGGGGGGCCCCAGGGAGCAUGGCCUGGACUGGGACUCCGGCUUCUCAGAGGUGUCGGGCAGCACAUGGAGAGAGGAAGAGCUGCCCAUACCCCAGCACCCAGCACCCUCGGCAUGGCCCCCCCGAAGACAGCGCCUCUCAACCAGUGGUGUCGCCCAGCCUGGCGGAGCGCCUGUGGCCCGGGUACCACCUGUCCACCGACCACGGCCCAAGUCCACCCCAGACGCCUGCCUGGAACACUGGCAGGGGCUGGAAGCCGAGGACUGGACCACGGCCCUGCUGAGCAGGGGUCGUAGUCGCCAGCCCCUGGUGCUGGGGGACAACUGCUUUGCGGACUUGGUGCACAACUGGAUGGAGCUGCCCGAGGCAGCGGGUGAGGGGGACGAUGGGGGUGGGCCCCGUGCCCGUGCUCGGCCCCCCCAGUUCCUGCUGGGCCUCUCUGAGCAGCUGCGGCGCCAGCUGGCCAGAGCGCGCCGGGCAGCGCUGGCAGGAAAGCGACUGUCAUGCCCACCUCGCCCGGAACCUGAACUACCUACAGAUGUCUCACGCUUUGCAGCCCUCAUGAGUUGCCGCAGUCGGCAGCCCAUCAUUUGCAAUGAUGUUGUCAGCUACCUCUGA